CGGAACUUUAGUGCGACCGUAGCUUAGUACCAGUGGGACAACGCACCGUGCAACUGUCCGAUAAAAAAAAAUAAAAACACGACAAAAUGUAUAAAACGUUUCGGUGUACUCAUAUCCAUAUUAGUCUCGUGUCGUGGGUGUCACAGUGAACAUUAUUAUAUUAAAAUAAUAAUUAACCAAUAAUAAAUAAAUCGAUUAACAAUACAUAAUAUUUCGCGUAAAUAAAUAAACAAUAAGUGGUAUAAAUUUAAAAAAUAAGUUUUGACAUAAAUAAAAAAAAUGUUUGCGAUCUUAGUGUUGUUUGUGGUCAGUUUUGCAGAUGUAACUCUGCAAGCUGAAUGGACCUACAGCCACCAAUCCGCUUGGCCAGGAGUAUGCACCGCAGGUCUGGGUCAGUCUCCGAUCAACAUUAUGACUCAGGACGCGAUAGUGGACAAGCACCACGCCCACAUCCGCGGCCCUCUGGUCUUCCGAGGAUACAACGAUGUGGCGCUGUACGGAUCCAAUAAUGGACACACAGUGAAAUGGUCUGGAGUGGCUGGUGGUCCGGCACCGGUUCUGUCUGGUGGUCCUCUCAGGGGCAACUACACGUUCCUGCAGUUCCACUUCCACUGGCUCUCCGAACACGCCAUUGAUGGAAUGAAAUACCCUCUGGAAGUCCACAUGGUGCACAUCAAGACUGGUCUGACCCUCGACGAGGCUCUGGCGCGAGCUGAUGGACUGGCAGUCAUUGGAGUCUUCUUUAUGAUGCACAGAGGAUACGGCAGUGACCGUGCUCUGGAGGAGAUCAUUCCAAUGAUGCCCUACAUCGUCAACAGCUCACAGAACAACACUGAGCCACGAAGAAUUGACAUCACACGACUGCUGAGCAGUGAGCCUCAGUCGUACUACACGUACCACGGCUCUCUCACCACUCCCUUGUGCCAGGAGGUUGUCACCUGGAUCGUCAUGGACAAACCGAUCUACAUUUCUCCUGACCAGUACGCACUAUUCACCAAGGUCGAUGUAGGCGGAUACUACAACUACCGAAGCCUUCAGCCCAGGAACAACAGAGUGGUGUACCGCUCCAUAGCCUCCUGUGCUUCCAUCUUAGCUCCCACCCUCCCAGGAACCCUCAUCAGCCUCUUCUCUUGCCUCUCUACCUCCCUUGCUGCAGGAGUCAACAAGGGUGUUGGAGCAUUCUUAAACAUCAAGCGGAAAAUUUUCGGAGCCCCUGUCAAGAAUUGCGUGAAGGCAAAAUAAUUAUGGUCUUGUAUAACAUUAUCUACAGGAUUUAAAGGUAAAUGUGCUAGAAUGUGUGGUUUAAAAGUGCUUAUGGAAUAAGGUCUAUAGACCAAUAUCUAUUGGUCGUCCAUUAUAAAUGGUCUAUAUGCUUGUAAUUGUUGCUACGAAUACGUACACUUAGCGACAUUUACAAGACCCAUAGCACUUUAAUCGCUUAGAGCGCCACCUAGGAAGUGCAAAAACAAUCCAUAGUUGCCAGAAUAUUAUAGUUUAUUUAUUAAGCUGCCAAAUUAAGUUAGUAGAAGUAGCGUUGAAGAUUGGAAGAUGUAGCAAACUUCUUAAAUGAAAUGUUAUCUAUUUUGAAAGUGCCAUAAAUCUCUUACUAAUGAGAAGUUUUGCUAUAUUUUACAGCAUGCAUAUCGAUAUCUUAAUUGACAAACCAGCUAACUACUUAUGAGCAAUUUUUUCAGGAGACACUUAACUCUAUCAUAAUUUUAAUUUCAUAGUAAGUAAACAAAAGAAAAAAAAAUGUCGAAAUGUGAAGUUGUCUGGUUUGCCAAAUAAAGGUAUUGAUAUGGGCUAUGAAGAAAUAGAUUUAAAAUUAUUUCUAGGUAGAAUUAUUCGACAAUUUUAGGCAAACGAAGUAGAUAUUUAACAACCAAUUAUCUCAAAAUUUUAGACUUCUUUAUGAAAAGUAAUCAUUAUUGUCGAUCAGUGAUAUCGCUAACGAUACAGAUAUGCUAAAUUCAGGAGAUUUAUUAUAGCAGAAUGUAAUCUCAAUAUAAUUAUAGAGAAAUAUUUGCUAUCGAAACCUUAUCACUGAUUUCUAGUCAUCAGCAAUAUAGAUUACGCAGUCUCGCUUACAAAUGCACGCGUCGAUUAAAAUCUUAAAACAUACAAAAUUGGUUUCUAAGAUCACUCUUUUCGAUUAUAAUGUAAUUAGUUCUGGAUUAGAACAGUUAUUGUUCCGCGUUUCAGUGUGAUUUAAAACAAACCUUGAUUUGGGCUAUGUUAUCUGUUUGACUGAGAGAUUGGCGUGUCGCGAGUGAGAUUUUUUGCAUGAAAAUAUUAUAAUUAUUGAUUCAAAGUUAGGGUGAAAUAUGAACCAUAACACUUUAACUGCCAACAAAAAUCUGUUGAAGGCAAAUCCUCUGCUAACGCCGGUCACUUACUUUUGCCCCCCAUGUCGUUUAAUGGGUUAAUAAGCAAAAAAAAAAGAUCUAUCGGACACUCUUCAAACAGCGGCAGAAACAUUAGACCUGAAAGCCAAAAGCCAAAGUAAUUGUUUAGGAUUUAAGACCCAAUAACUAAACACGUUAAGAUCGGUUUUAGAAUACCAAUACUCGAUUCUCCAACCACGUGCAUACAACUAUGAACUUCUUUAAAAAAAUGAUUAACCCUAGAAAG
Spodoptera frugiperda (fall armyworm) is the source of this 2631-nucleotide messenger RNA. RefSeq names its product putative carbonic anhydrase 5. The coding region runs from base 280 to 1242 and encodes 320 amino acids. Gene Ontology annotation, molecular function: carbonate dehydratase activity; zinc ion binding. NCBI's taxonomy places the organism in Eukaryota, Metazoa, Arthropoda, Insecta, Lepidoptera, Noctuidae. The transcript is spliced from 8 exons. The record is from RefSeq and is a predicted model, not a curated record.